This is a messenger RNA of Closterium sp. Naga37s-1, 717 nucleotides long. The record is from the annotation of a GenBank genome assembly. Lineage: Eukaryota; Viridiplantae; Streptophyta; Zygnematophyceae; Desmidiales; Closteriaceae.
AUGGUCCCUGUACAGUCUUUCACAGGUGGGCUGCUGGGCACAGGUGGGGCUGCUGGUCACAGGUGGGGCUGCUGGUCACAGGUGGGGCUGCUGGUCACAGGUGGGGCUGCUGGUCACAGGUGGGGCUGCUGGUCACAGGUGGGGCUGCUGGCCACAGGUGGGGCUGCUGGUCACAGGUGGGGUUGCUGGUGCUGGUGCUGGCGGCUGGCGCUGGUGCUGGUUCCUGGUGCUGGCAGCUGGCACUGGGGCUGGUUCCUGAUGCUGGCGGCUGGCGCUGGGGCUGGUUCCUGGUGCUGGCGGCUGGCGCUGGUGCUGGUUCCUGGUGCUGACGGCUGGCACUGGGGCUGGUUCCUGGUGCUGGCGGCCGGCGCUGGGGCUGGUUCCUGGUGCUGGCGACUGGCGCUGGGGCUGGUUCCUGGUGCUGGCGGCUGGCGCUGGGGCUGGUUCCUGGUGCUGGCGGCUGGCGCUGGGGCUGGUUCCUGGUGCUGGCGGCUGGCGCUGGGGCUGGUUCCUGGUGCUGGCGGCUGGCGCUGGGGCUGGUUCCUGGUGCUGGCGGCUGGCGCUGGUGCUGGCGGCUGGCGCUGGUGCUCGACCGCCGGUGCGACGGGCGAGGUGCAAGGUGGCGCUGGCUGCAGUCGAUGGCGCAAACGCGAUCGCGGGCCGCUGGCGACUUCGCUGGCGGGUCGCUGGCGGCGGGUCCGCUGGCGUUCGCCAUAG